UUUGUUGUUAUUACAUAUCGUUUAUUUCGUCUCGAAGCCCGUAUUUUCUCCUAAAUAUGGCAAAGAAGGCUGUGACACAUGUUAUCUUUGAUAUGGAUGGUCUUUUACUUGAUACUGAAAGGCUUUAUACAUUAGCCACACAGACUAUAUGUGAUGAAUAUGGGAAGAAGUAUACAUGGGACAUAAAGAAACAACUAAUGGGUAAAAAGGAAAGUGUGUCAGCUAAAAUGAUUGUCGACCUGCUUGAGCUUCCAAUGACUGUAGAAGAAUACUUGACAAAGAUACACAAGGAAUAUGACAGACUGUUUCCUACAGUUCCAUUUAUGCAAGGUGCUGAAAAGUUAGUGAGACAUCUACACAGUCACAAUGUACCAAUAGCUGUUGUAACAGGGUCCAAUACACAUAGUUUUGAACUGAAAACCGUGAACCACAAAGAUUUCUUCUCGUUGUUCCACCAUCAUGUGCUAUGUGGGGACGAUCCAGAGGUGACUCAUGGUAAACCACAUCCAGAUGCUUUUGAAGUAGGAGCUAGAAGAUUUGAAGACAGUCCUGACCACGCAAAGAUCUUAGUGUUUGAAGAUGCAAUGAAUGGUGUUGAGGCGGCACAUGCAGCUGGUAUGCCGUGUGUAUGGGUACCUCAUGCAGAACAGGAUAAGAGUGUUCUUGCUGGGAAAACUGAACUGAUAAUAGACUCUUUGGAAGAGUUUCAACCGGAAAUGUUCGGUUUGCCUCCAUACGAUACUUGAUGUAUCUAGAACUUAGUCUAGUUAAAUUGAUUUUAUAUUGAUUGGAAAUGGGUGGAUUGAUUUAAUUUUGGGUCGGGAAGAUGUCGUAAAAACACACUGUCAGUGAUUUGAUGUUAAACGGCUUGGAUGAUAAACAGGAAUUUGACUUGUUGGAUUUACGUGAAUACUAUUGAUUUAACCUUUAACCUGCUGGUGGCAAGUGAUUCUGCCUUUGCGACCAGUGCAGACCAAGAUCAGCCUGCUCAUCCGUGCAAUCUGAUCAUGGUUUGCCCUUUUAACUAUUCAGUCAGUAAAUUUUUUAGUGAAAAUCCCUUCAAAUAAUAAAUGGUUGCCCAUAUUGAAUGAUGGACCAGACCAUUUUAGAAAUUUAGCAGGCUAAGGGUUAAAAGAUUGUACUACAUAUAUAAAGUAUUAUUAUAAAACAGAAACCGCAAUCAUCAUAUGAGCUGCGCCAUGAGAAAAUCAACAUAGUGGGUUUGCGACCAGCAUGGAUCCAGACCAGGCUGCGCAUCCGCGCAGUCUGGUCAGGAUCCAUGCUGUUCGCUAACAGUUUCUCUAAUUGCAAUAGGCUUUGAAAGCGAACAGCAUGGAUCCUGACGAGACUGCGCAGAUGCGCAGACUGGUCUGGAUCCAUGCUGGUCGCAAACCCACUAUGUUGAUUUUCUCAUGGCACGGCUCAAAUCAUGCGAAUAUCAUUGGGUUCAAAGGAAAAGUGCAGUUUUGUGGGUUUUCCAGUUUGAAGGAGUUUUUUUCAACAAAAGAAAAUUAUAAAUUGUAAUCCGGACAAAGAUGUCUGUUCAGCAGUUUUCAAUCUUUGGGAGAGGUGUUCCAGUUUAAAGGGGCUACCACUAUAUCAUUAUUUAAACAGUUCUGAUACAAGUUAUGUAUUUUAAGGUAGUGGAUCAGUAAUGACAGUCAGCAAAUAUUCUCUGUAUGCGAUUUUGUUACUGUAAAAGCAGAAAUUUUUGCGAGGGUUUAAUUUUAGAUAUUCGCGAGGCCCUACAUCUCCCGAAAAAUUAAUCCUCGCGUAAAUAUUCAACAUUAGUGUAAUUCAAAUUUAAGUGUGAUACCAUUUUUAGCUCGACUAUAGUCUAGCUAUUCUACUCACCCUGGCGUCGGCGUCGGCGUCACACCUUGGUGAAGUUUUUGCAUGCAGGUACAUACAGCCAUCAAUUAAAGGCAUAUAGCUUUGAAACUUAUAUUUUCUUUUUCUAGGUCAAUUACCAACCUCUCUGGGUCAAGUCCCAUAGCUCUGACAUGUAUUUUGAGCAAAUUAUGCCCCCUUUUGGACUUAGAAAAUUUUGGUUAAAGUUUUACAUGCAAGUAACUAUCUCCAAAACUAAUGCAGAUAUGUAUCUUCGGGGUUAUAAAACUAGUUGAUGGCAGCAAGUCCCAUAACUCUGACUUUCAUUUUGGCCAAAUUAUGCCCCCUUUUGGACUUAAAAAAUUCUGGUUAAAGUUUUGCGUGCAAGUACAUACAGCAAAUUAUGCCCCCUUUUAGACUUAGAAAAUUUUGGUUAAAGUUUUACAAGCAAGUUACUAUCUCCAAAACUAAUGCAAAUUUUGAUUUGAAACUUCACAUGUGUCUUCGGGGUUAUAAAGCUAGUUGAUAGCAGCAAGUCCCAUAACUCUGACCUUCAUUUUGUCCAAAUUAUGCCCCCUUUUGGACUUAGAAAAUUCUGGUUAAAGUUUUGCGUGCAAGUACAUACAGCUAUUUCUAAAAGGCAUAUAGAUUUGAAACUUAUUUUUUCUUUUUCUAGAUCAAUUACCAACUUCACUGGGUCAAGUCCCAUAACUCUGACAUGUUUUUUGAGCAAAUUAUGCCCCCUUUUAGACUUAGAAAAUUUUGGUUAAAGUUUUACAUAAAACUAGUUGAUGGCAGCAAGUCCCAUAACUCUGACCUUCAUUACUACUUCAUAACUCUAACCUCACUGGAUGAAGUCCCAUAUCUCUGGCAUGUAUUUUGGGCAAAUUAUGACCCCUUUUGGACUUUGAAAAUUCUGGUUAAAGUUUUACAUGCAAGUUUCUAUCUCCAAAACUAAUGCAGAUAUUGAAUUGAAACUUCACAUGUGCCUUCGGGGUUAUAAAACUAGUUGAUAGCAGCAAGUCCCAUAACUGAUAUGCAUUUUGGUCAAAUUAUUCCCCCUUUUGAACUUAAAACUCUUUUGAUAUUUAACCUUUUUGGGUAAUAUUUUCCUGCUUCUGGGACAAUAUUUCGAAUAGUCGAGCUUGGCUGUCUUACGGACAGCUCUUGUUAUAAUUUCAAAUUCACAAAAUUUUGACCCUGUUUUACAGUAUCCUCCAAUUUUUAUAGAAAGCCUUUGUGCUUCUGUAUGCCAAAUAAGAUUACAUACGGUAGUCACAGAUAAAUUGUUAAGUGUCAUCAUGAGACUUUAACCUUGAAACCUAGUGUUAUAUAUUUGAACAGUUAAGUGUUUGUUAUGGCGAUGUUGUUUAUCUAUCAAUAUCAUGAAUGAGCUGAAUCAAUGUGAUAAAAUAAGAAUAGAAUUAAAAUUAGAAAAAAAAUA
Messenger RNA from Mercenaria mercenaria, 3274 nucleotides. Its product is annotated as pseudouridine-5'-phosphatase-like. The coding region runs from base 57 to 746 and encodes 229 amino acids. The record is from RefSeq and is a predicted model, not a curated record. Gene Ontology annotation, molecular function: phosphatase activity. The transcript has 5 exons. Lineage: Eukaryota; Metazoa; Mollusca; Bivalvia; Venerida; Veneridae.